AUGACUGAGAACCUGACUGGCUAUUCGUCAGCCACCACUGGUCCCCUGGCUACCAUGCAGAUGGAUCCUGAGCUAGCCAAGCGCCUCUUCUUUGAAGGGGCCACUGUGGUCAUCCUGAACAUGCCCAGGGGAACGGAGUUUGGCAUUGAUUACAACUCCUGGGAGGUGGGACCUAAGUUCCGGGGCGUGAAGAUGAUCCCUCCGGGCAUCCACUUCCUCCACUACAGCUCUGUGGACAAGGCCAAUCCCAGGGAGGUGGGCCCUCGUAUGGGCUUCUUCCUUAGCCUGCAGCAGCGGGGCCUGACAGUCCUGCACUGGAAUGCGGUCCAGGAAGAGGUAGACCUGUCCCCAGUUCCAGAGUCUGAGGUGGAAGCCAUGAGGGCCAAUCUCCAGGAGCUGGACCAGUUCCUGGGACCUUACCCAUAUGCCACACUCAAGAAGUGGAUCUCACUCACCAACUUCAUCAGUGAGGCCACGAUGGAGAGGCUGCAGCCCGAGAGCCGGCAGAUCUGUGCCUUCUCAGAUGUGCUACCCGUGCUCUCCAUGAAGCACACCAAGGACCGGGCAGGGCAGAAUCUACCCCGCUGUGGUACUGAGUGCAAAAGCUACCAAGAGGGCCUGGCUCGGUUGCCUGAAAUGAAGCCCAGAGCUGGGACAGAGAUCCGCUUCUCAGUACUGCCCAAACAGAUGUUCCCAGCAGGUGCCACACCAGCAGAGAUAACCAGGCACAGCAUGGACCUGAGCUAUGCCCUCGAGACUUUGCUCAGCAAGCAGUUCCCCAGCAGCCCUCAGGAUGUGCUUGGUGAACUCCAGUUUGCCUUUGUGUGCUUCCUGCUGGGGAACGUGUACGAGGCAUUUGAGCACUGGAAGAGGCUCCUGAACCUCCUGUGCCGGUCAGAAGCAGCCAUGGUGAAGCACCAUGCCCUCUACAGCAACCUCAUCUCCCUCCUGUACCACCAGCUUGGUGAGAUCCCUGCCGACUUCUUUGUAGACAUUGUUUCCCAAGACAACUUCCUCACCAGCACCUUACAGGUUUUCUUUUCCUCCGCCUGCAGCAUUGCUGUGGAUGCCACCCUGAGGAAGAAAGCUGAAAAGUUCCAAGCUCACCUAACCAAGAAGUUCCGGUGGGACUUCGCUGCGGAACCUGAGGACUGUGCCCCGGUGGUGGUGGAGCUCCCUGAGGGCAUCGAGACUGGCUAACUCUGGGAGUGCUGUCAGCCCUGAGGGGCCUUGUCCCACCUGCUGUAGUACUGGCCUCUCCAUUUCCUCCUUAUCCCAGGACCUGCCAGGGCUGCAGUCUCACCAGUUUCUGCAAAAAUGGAGCUGAGAUUCCCUCCACCAAUAAAUAAGUUCCUUCAUUGCCAAAGAGGCUAUACACAUCCUGAAGGCACAUUUGUGGGUUCCCUAUCCGCCUGGCCUUGGUGCUGACUGAAUUGCAGAUGGGCUCUUAGAGAAGGAACAGCAACCUACUUCCUUCUGAAUGAGAAGAAAUUGAAUCAAAAGUCCAAGAGAACUGAUUGCUUAUUCCAUAGGAUGGUUAGAAAACAAGAAACCCUGCACUGCCCAGGGGGUCUGAGAUGUGAGUUGGUGACUUGUUUGAAGUUAAAUGGAGGGUAAUGAGGAAAUUAGCCAGAAUUUCUGCCAGCCCCUCUUUAGUAGGGGUUCAGCACAGAAAACUUGGGCCUGUGUCCUCUCCAGGGCCCCACUUUGGGAAGAGGAUAAUAAGGCAGACAGUUGGAUUGAAUCUGGCACAUGGUCAGCUUUAGCUUUUGCCAUCUAAAUUCCAUUCUGUCCAGAGACCCCAGUGCGUAAUCUCUCGAGAUUGGUGUGACCCCUAGCCUCAGGGCCCUUGCUGGUGCUGUCGCCACCUACUAUUUCAUUCUGAGGCCUCAGGCCCAGAAGUGGAACCUGGCAACCCUCCCAUAUGUACCCGUCCUCACCAGAGGCACUGUGACUGUUUCUGAUGACCUGGAGAGUCAACAACAGAAGAGAGUCUUGUCCUGAGCAGGCUUCUUAGGCCCUGUUGGAGUUUUGUGCCUUUUCUUUCAAACACUGGAGAUGACCUGUUAAGUCUAAAUCUUCCCAGCCUGCUAUGAAGCUGUCAGUCAUCAGAGUAAUGGCGCUUCUGUUUUCCUGAGAGUCCUGAGGGCACGCCCAUCAUGCUCUGUGGGCAGAGCUCUGUCUCUAGGCAGGCACACAGGCCCUGCCACCCCGACCUUGAACUGUUGUACUAUGAUCAGAGCCCCUGCGCUAGCCUUUUUCAAGGCUGGGGCUCACACCAGGUUUUUGAAUGAGAAUCCCCGCUGGUUAAGACUUGGUUCCACUUAUUUCCUUGGAGAUGUUUUUCCAAGAGCAUAAUGUAUUAAUACAUUAAAGUCUUUGAGUUGAGGCUAAA
Messenger RNA from Microcebus murinus (gray mouse lemur), 2395 nucleotides. The record is from RefSeq and is a predicted model, not a curated record. Lineage: Eukaryota; Metazoa; Chordata; Mammalia; Primates; Cheirogaleidae.